Molecule: messenger RNA, 5035 nt
Organism: Portunus trituberculatus (swimming crab)
Lineage: Eukaryota; Metazoa; Arthropoda; Malacostraca; Decapoda; Portunidae
Exons: 3
Coding region: 205-2016 (603 amino acids)
Source: RefSeq, a predicted model, not a curated record
GCCUGUGAGACAAAUUGGGAUCCGGUCAUGGAGGGAGUUACUUUUGUCAUGUUUGGGCUCAACAGCUGAUCACACACAGGUCUCCGGGGCCAUGUAUCGGCGACACUUGACCUGACCUGGCCCGUCCUGGGUUGAUUGGAACUUGUGCAAGUGAGAAAGUAAUUUAUUUAGUGUGCGGAAUUUCAGAUUGAAGAAAUAUCCAUCAUGAUUCCAAUGAAGAGUCUUCAGGAAUGGGCAGCAGAUUGCAUUGCCAAAAGUCUCCUGAAUAGCCUGUGUGUGACUCGGCUGGCCAUCAGCGCCUUUCGCUGCUCAGUGGAUUCCAGCCAGAGGGAGGUCAUUACACAAUGCCUUACAAACCUGAAGGUACAUCUGUCCAGCUUAGAAUGUACUGCUGCCUCCACCAACAUCAGCAAUCCUGUUUCUAGACUCUUAAAAAGAAGAAUUGCAUCAGUUGCAGAAUAUAUAUCAUGCCAAUCCCAGGUGAACUUCCUCAAAGCUUCUAUUUUGAAACUACUGCUGCUAGAGGAAUUUGUACUCAGUACAGGAGUCGUAUGGGAAGGAAGGAAUGCAGCCUCGGGGGAAGACAGUGAUGGUGACUUCAACAUUGGGUAUUCUUCAUCAGACACUGCCUAUCUGGAUGCUUUCAUCAGAGUUCUGGAGACACUAGGCCCCUUUCCUGUGGAGAAGGCAGUGAUCUGCUUUGAUUUCCAAGAUACUGACAACAUGAAAGCAGUCCUGCAAGCAUUGUUCAAGAGUUGUACCAAAAUCAAGAGCAUCCAUCUGGCAGGGAAGAGUGUUCACCUUACUGCCCUUAGCAAAUUAAAAUCCAUCUCAAAGCAACUAGAGGAGCUUGUGCUAAUUGACUCCUUUGGGUCACUGACAAAAGAUGUUUUCUGUGUGUCCUUGCUAGGACGGCCUUGGAUAGAGUACAUUUCCAGUCAUGAUGGGAGGUAUAACUGCUUAGAACCUCAAUUUCCUGUCUUGAAACACUUGUGGUACCAGCGACAAAAUUCUCAUCAGGGCUGGAAUGAUAGCUUCAUUAAGACUGCAAUUCUCACUUACUAUCCCAAUCUUCGCACACUCAAUUGGCAUGUGAAUGACUUGAACCACAACUAUGCCCUCACCAAAAUUCCAGGGUUGAGUGGCAAGCAAUACAACCUGGAGAACCUACUCCUGACAUCUGUUGAUCUAUCUGACUCCAACAGGAAUACAGCAUCCAACAGGCUUAUCUGCAGUGUGGAUGUUGGAUAUCUCUCUCAACUAUUUCCAGGCCUACUAGAUGUGUCUUUGAUAUUUUCUCGAGGCAGAGACUGUCAGUGUUCACGCUCAGAAUUAAGGGGUCCCUGUGAAGCAAGGGCUGCACAAAUCAUAGAGACACUUACUAAUGUGCUCUCUGAGUGUAAGAAGGUAGAGUCCCUUACAGCAGGAGGGGACAUUCUACACUUAGACUCUAUUCUCCAUCCUAUUCUUAGUGUUUAUGGGUACAGGCUGAAAUCCCUGGGCUUGCGGCUACUUUCUACUGCCACUACCAAGCGGGAGGACAUUGUAUCUAUUGUCUCCCUAUGUGCAAAUCUUGAAAAUAUUACAAUCACAGGAAAUGGCAUCCUGGAGGGAAAACCAGUGAGGACUCCUCCUGAGUGUAAAUGGCCCAAAGUGAGGACAUUACAUUUUGUGCUUAGUGUAACUCAUCCAGAAAAUAUAGAAUUAAUGCAAAUGUUUAUAUCUGCAUCAUAUUUUGUGGAAAGUUUAAGUGUGAGUACAUUUUCAUUAAAGAGUUUAUGUUCAAUACUUUGUAGACAGACAACUAUUCCUGUGAUAACUCUUAUUUUACCAAUGCUCGAUGAUAUAUCUGACAUUGAUUUAGAUGACCAACUAUGUGUGAUAUUGAAGCACUGCCCAAGGGUGCGCCACAUGUAUGUGCCGCGUAGACUCAAACAGUGGAGAGACCUGCAGGAAAAGCUUUGGAAUCGAGGAGUAACUGUAAAAUUUACCGACCUCCUGGUAGGUGAAUGCUGAAGAUCCGACAAUGUAUUAGAAUUAUGCUAUGUUGUGAAAGACAAUAAUGCUUUUAAUAACAAAUUUAGUCGCAUUUUCUAGAUUGAUCUCCACUAUGUGCAAAUACAGAUAUUCCCUAAGGGCCUGUUCACACUAGACAGUUUUAGUCAUAUGAGUACUGUGAGGAAAUUGCCAAUCAUUGGAGGUAUUCUCACACAGUUGCUCUAUUUUCUCAGUUGUGCAACUAAAGUCACCUCGUGUGAACAACUGCCACAGCCAGUUACACGACUAAACUCAUCUACUGUAAAUGGGGCCUUAACUUAAGGAAAGAUCAAUUAUAAAACUAACAAAAUCCUUUAAGGAUGGUAAAUAGUUAACUGAGAAUUAAAUUACUUUAGUAUAUAUUGUACCAUUUGACAAUGUGACCCAAGGUAAAAAAAGAAAAAAGGAAAGAUUCAUUAGAAUAAAUUUGCAAAAUUAUAUCGAUACUGAAAUAUUUACUUUGAUGAUUCUUGCUCUGUACCUACUCAGUGGUUAAUGACUGGUGCUGUGGGAAGUGGGAAGGGACUUCAUACUAGGACCCACACUGUGGCCAAUAAUAUUUGGUAUAAUGUACUGAACAAAUUAAUGUAGGUGCUCUGGAGUCUCGUUAUUUUUCUCCAUAAUCAUUGAUACUAAUAUUUAUUUGAAAUAUCACUAGUCAUUUAUUGUUAGUGUUACAGCAUCUUCAUGUGCUUACAAAUUGUUAGAGUGAGUAGAUAUGUAUAUGUACAGUAGCACCUUGAUACUUUGCAGGUUUGGUUUCCAUAGAUAUCUCAAGUUACCUUAAAAGAAAUAUAAAAUAAUAUUCCUAUCAAAAGAACUAAAUAAGUUUUUGAAGAAAAAAAUUCUGUUCAUAAUUCUUUAAAACUAUACUAUUGGGCCUCACUGAACUUGAAUUUGCUGGUGAAAAGUCCCGGGUAGCAUGAUUUGGUGUCAAAAAAAUAAUCAGCUAUAAAUCAUCUUUACUAUGUUCCAACUGGACAUGGUUUGAGCUGUAAAUCUUUUUUAAUUAUAAUGGUUAUACUGGCCCAGUUUAUUGGAUUAAAAAUCCAGUUUAUUAGAAAGCAAAAAUAGUUAUCAAAAUAUAACAUGGGAUUGGGAGGAAUUUGCAAUCUCAAGAAUUAACUUGUAACUUUAAAAAAAAAAAUUAAAUAUAUUUAUUAUUAUGAAUUCCAAUAAUUCACCAUUGUUUACAAUUUUUCUCGUUUAGAAACAUUAGGAAAUAAAAUUUUAAGUGCUAUGAAACAUGUAUCUUGUACUAUAGUUAUCAUUCUAAUCAUUUAUUUUGUUUAAGCUCUAUCUAUUUUCUGUAAGAUGAACAUUGACAAAAAGUAUGACAAAACACCAGCUCAUACUGUGUUUACCUGACUGGGAAUUAAAUUCCCAAAUCUCUCAGCUGUUGAGUAUAAAAACCAUAACAUUAAGGUGUUUGUAUAUUGAAAUUGUCCUCCUUAAUGGCUGGCUAAAGAAGAAAAAAAAGUGCAGGAAUAAAACGAUAGGAAGAGGUUUCCAGUCCUUAAGCCACCUUUCACAAUAUGGAAGAGGUUUCCAGUCUCCUUCCUUAAGCCACCUUUCACAAUAUGGAAUGUAACAGUAGCAGCAGUAGUAUUUCAGCCUGAUCAUAGAUUGUGUGGCUCCAGAGUGUUUUUCAAUGUUUCAUACUUAUUAAUUGUAUUUUACAUAUACUAAUAUCCAAUAUUUUUUAUUCACAAAACCUUAUAAUUUUUUAGUUAAAUUUCAAGUAUAAUUGAUGAAAUAUUCUUUAUUUUCUUGUUUAAUUUUGUUAUCUUUGUGUUUACCUAGAUGUGAUUUAUUACAAAUGUAAACUAUUCUAACUGCCUGGGCUCUCUCUCUCUCUCUCUCUCUCUCUCUCUCUCUCUCUCUCUCUCUCUCUCUCUCUCUCUCUCUCUCUCUCUCUCUCUCUCUCUCUCCCAAAAUUUCUUGACAGUAUAUGAAUAGAAUCUAUCUCAAGAGCACACAAUCUCAGGAUGACACCAUUCUUGAGUAUACAGUUCCUAGUUGAUGGUGAAGCUGUAACAGCCCUGUACAACUUAACACUUUGGCCAACUCUCUUCCCAUUCCAAGCACACUCUCUCUCUCUCUCUCUCUCUCUCUCUCUCUCUCUCUCUCUCUCUCUCUCUCUCUCUCUCUCUCUCUCACCACUGAGUGACAGUGAUCUAUAAGCCUUACUAACUAUUAUCAUUAUAAAUGGCAUCAUCAUAACUAUAAUAAUAUCCUUUGAGAACAGCCAUCCAAAUGAAAUUAAUCACUUUGCCUAAACAUUCUAAAGCUGAAAAUUUUAAAUACCAGUGAAGUUACAUAUUGCCAUUUUGCAAAAUGUGUAUUAAUCCUUAUUGCAGUAGAGAAUUCAUAAGAAUAGCCAGUGGAUUUCUAAUAGAAUACAUAGCUAAACAUUUCUGUAGUAUGACAUUAUUUUUUACAUAUUGAUCAUUAUACUACAUGUAAAAUUUAUUAAUUGCUGUAGAGGAUUAGUUUAUUUUGUUUCUUAGAAAUUCAUAUUGAUUUAACUUAAGUGUUAAAAAUCUUUACUAAAGCUGAGUUGGCUAUUACCAUGAGUGAUGACAAGAUUCUGUUACUAGAAUCUGUUUGCAUUUUGUUUUUAUCAAUCAUAGUGUUCAUUAUUUUAUCCAGUACAAAUGAUUUGUAAUGUUUUGUAUUUAUUGUUGUAUGGAGAUCAUAAUUCAGUUAUAUUACUAUAGUACUUGGUGACUACCAAAUGAUGUUUUGAGAAUGUUAACCACCUCCUCCAGAAAAGUUAGUCUCAGAAAUCUAGUCAAGAUUUUAUGAUAAUUAGGAAAUACUAUAUAUGAAACCUAUAUUUCCUUGAAGAAAGAAUGUAAAGUAUCUCUUCAGAGAUAAUAAAUUUUCUAUAAAAAAUAGAAAUAUCCUUAUUUUGCUUUGUAUAUUUCAAAACUGAAGUGAAACUACCUCAGGCAUUACCUAUAAACCAAGCAACUGAAUAAAUUAAACUUAGUAA